AUGUCUUUGACUUCCUCUAGCCUAUGUGGCCGUUUCAUACUCCUAUGCUUAAACCUACUACUCCUUCUACGACCCGGACAAGCAUACGAGGAAAUAUCUGAUGAGACCUUGAAGGCAUUGCCACGACCGAGUCAAGAGUUUGAUAUUCACAAUGGUGCUAUUUUAUCUCCGAUCCUCCAGACCCGUGUUCCUGGCACCCCCGGACACGAUGCGGUUCUCGAUCACCUAGUCAACUACAUUCGAACAGCCGUACCUAAAUGGGAGCUCGAGCUUCAGAAUUCCACGUCGAAAACGCCGGUUUCGAAGGGCAAAGAGGUGCCAUUUGUCAAUGUUAUCGCAUACCGUGAUCCCCCAGGCGCGCCCGUCGGAGACAUAGAACGACUUACAUUGGUCGCACACUAUGACAGCAAGUUGACACCGGAGGGCUUCAUCGGAGCGAUUGAUAGUGCUGCGCCAUGUGCAAUGAUUAUGCAUGCAAUGCGCACUAUUGAUGCCGCGCUGGAAAAGAAAUGGGCUGCCAUGCGGGAGAAAGGGAUGGACCCUACAUUCGAGGAAGAGCGCGGGAUUCAGGUUCUUUUCCUUGACGGCGAAGAAGCUUUCGAGCACUGGACUAGCACAGACUCGUUAUACGGUGCACGCUCUUUGGCAGAGACAUGGGAUCAACAUAUGAACCCGGCCAUGUCUACAUUCAAGACAAAAUUAUCGUCUAUCUCGCUCUUCGUUCUUUUGGAUUUGCUUGGCUCCAAGAGCCCUAAUAUUAUGUCCUUCUACCAGACUACGCACUGGGCUUACCAGAAUAUGGGUAACCUGGAACAGCGUCUAAGGAAAUUGGGUCAAUUUAAGUCGUCAUCAACCGAUCCGUGGUUCGUUGAUACGUCCAAGGAUUCCCAUCAGGUCGUUUCUCAGGGUGGUAUUCAGGAUGACCAUAUUCCUUUCCUAGCACGAGGCGUGGAUAUCCUGCAUGUUAUCGAUUUUGCACCUUUUAAGGGAUUUUCUUCCGUCUGGCACACCAAUGAUGAUGAUGGAGAGCAUCUGGAUAUGGACACGGUUGAAGACUGGACCGUGCUUAUCACCGCUUUUACUGCAGAGUGGAUGGAAUUAGAAGGUUUUCUUGUUCAAUCAGAAACCGUGAAAGCACGCAGGGACGAGGACCUUGAAGAGGAAGCUAUUCGUCUAAACAAAAAGACUGAGCUGUAA
Molecule: messenger RNA, 1197 nt
Organism: Penicillium odoratum
Lineage: Eukaryota; Fungi; Ascomycota; Eurotiomycetes; Eurotiales; Aspergillaceae
Product: glutaminyl-peptide cyclotransferase family protein
Exons: 1
Coding region: 1-1197 (398 amino acids)
Molecular function (GO): glutaminyl-peptide cyclotransferase activity; zinc ion binding
Source: RefSeq, a predicted model, not a curated record